AUGGAACGAUGCCAGGGUUCGACUCAUGCCGACGGGAGCUGGGUGCCGCGUGCCGCACCUCCGUACGAGAUUAUGCCGGCGGCGUUCUACGCUCGCUUUCAAGACGCCUCUCACUCUCUUCCGAGGUCGUUCCAUGGCGCCGCCGCCGGCCUCACAUGCGACGAUCGGUCCUUCACCCGGCGGAAGGAGCCUCGCAAGCAUUACGAGUGGCGGCCGCGAGCAUGCGCGCUCGAUGCGUGGGACCGCACCCGAGCGUGCGCUCUGCUCGAGGAGCGCGACGUACGGCAGGUGGUCGUGGUUGGCGACUCGAUCAGCGAGCAGAUUUACGUUUCGCUCGUGAUGCUGCUGCAGGGCCUCGACGGGUUUGGUCCGCCCGUCAAUGGGAGCACGAGAGUCGUCGCUGCAAAGGGUGCUGAACUCCACUCGAAGGCAGCUGUGGCGUGCGACGGCCGCGUCCGCCUCUCCUACGCUCGCAACGACCUGCUGCUGUGGAGCUCGUCGGGAGCGGAGACCAACCUCGUGCGGUGGUGUGCGGGUAACACGAUCCUCGAGCCGUGGGCAGUGCGCGCCGUGCAUGACGCCGACCUCCUGGUGCUCGGCGCUGGCAUUCACGCCGUCUCCUCUCUCGAGAGCAUCAACUCGUCGGCGGCCGCCGCCUUCCCAGCGCACAACCUGCGCCACACGCUGCGCCGUCUGGUGGCCGAACGGGCAAAGCGCGGUGCGGCGCCGGAGUCGGUCGUGGUGCUUGGCGCCCCACUUCCGACGCCGGGGUGCGAGAGUAUUGGCGCGCCACUCACCCUCUCGGGUGCAGCGCUGCACGCCGGUCGGCUCAAGGCCCACCCCUUCGCUGCACAGUGGCGGCAGCUACAGCACUUCAAUCAAGCAGCGCAGUGGGUCGCGCAAGACGCGGGCGUGGUGUGGAUCGACGUCGCGGCGCUCAGCAGAACGCGGCCCGACGCGGCGGUGGCGGCACAUGGCCUCGGCACGCCUGCCAGCCGGGGACGAGUUUCGUCCGUUGGUGACUGCGUGCACACCUGCCAGCCGGGGCCGAUUGACGAGUACGUGCGUCUGCUCUUCCACGAGGUGCGGAGCAGGACGGCGCUGCGCGUUUCCGUGACGCCUAAGACCCGCCGCUUCUUCUCGGUGUCGGAGGCGGAGUGGCUUCGCCACCGCCCCCUCGAGCGGCACGGGGGCGUCGGCCUCCCGCCCGAGCUGCAGCCGGCAAAAAUGGGCUACCUCUGCGCCUCCGCGGCACCCUGGUUCCCGUACCUCGAGUGCCGGGGCCGUUCCGCGCCGCAGCAAGCCAAUUUUUGUUUGGGGAUGCUCGACGCAGAGACAAAGCGGUCCCUGAUGGAGAUGGGCACGCCGGCGUGA
Emiliania huxleyi CCMP1516 is the source of this 1374-nucleotide messenger RNA. RefSeq lists its product as hypothetical. The transcript has 2 exons. NCBI's taxonomy places the organism in Eukaryota, Haptophyta, Isochrysidales, Noelaerhabdaceae. The coding region runs from base 1 to 1374 and encodes 457 amino acids. Gene Ontology annotation, molecular function: O-acetyltransferase activity. The record is from RefSeq and is a predicted model, not a curated record.